Paralichthys olivaceus (Japanese flounder) is the source of this 1246-nucleotide messenger RNA. It is a transcript of the gene ttc1, whose product is annotated as tetratricopeptide repeat domain 1. The record is from RefSeq and is a predicted model, not a curated record. Gene Ontology annotation, molecular function: protein binding. Lineage: Eukaryota; Metazoa; Chordata; Actinopteri; Pleuronectiformes; Paralichthyidae.
ACUAAACUCCAGCACAGUGGGGGGCGGUAAUGCACCUUACACGUUAGGUGCAUCCGCCAUUAAACAAAAAGAAGAGGGCCCGAAAGUGACAUCGGAGCGUGUCCUCGGAAGGCAAACUGAGCUAACAGCUGUUAGCAGAGCUUCAGUAUGAGCACAGAGAAGAGAUACAGAGGAGGAAAACACAGAGAGGACGGGGACGGGGACGAUGAUGAUGAUGACUUCUAUGACUGUAAGGAGUCGAUGGAGCCUCCAGACCUGAGAGGGAAGGAGGAGGAGACCCAACCAGAGUCAGAAAACUAUCCCAAAAAAUCUGAGAGACUGAUUGAAACAAGAGACAAUGCAGAGAGUAGGCUGCAGGACGACAGGCUGCGGGACGAGAGGCUGCAGGACCUGCGGGACGAGAGGCUGCAGGACCUGCGGGACGAGAGGCUGCAGGACGACAGGCUGCAGGACGACAGGCUGCAGGACUUGCGGGACGACAGGCUGCAGGACGACAGGCUGCAGGACUUGGACUCGGAGAUGAAGGAGGAGAAGAGCCAGGAUGUUGAGUUUGAUGAUGACUAUCUGAGCGAGGUGGAGAAAGAGCUGACAGACGAGGAGAGAGAGAGUCGACGACAGCAGAGUUUAAUUCUGAAGGAAAAGGGAAACAUCCAGUUUAAAAUCAGAGAUUAUACGGCAGCAGACGUCACGUACACGGAGGCUCUGGUUCUAUGUCCUGUGUGUUUCCGUGGAGAAAGAUCUGUACUGUUCUCCAACAGAGCUGCAGCCAGAUUGCACCUGGAGCUGAAGGAGCAGGCGAUCUCAGACUGCACCAGAGCGAUAGAGUUGAAUCCAGACUAUGUGCGGGCGUUGCUGAGGAGAGCGGAGCUAUAUGAACAGACAGAUAAGCUGGAUGAGGCCCUGGACGACUACAAGAAGGUUCUGGAGCGAGACCCGACCCAGGCCAGUGCCAGACAGGCCUGCAUGAGAUUACCUCAGCAGAUUCAGGAGAGAAAUGAGAAGUUGAAGGAGGAGAUGCUUGGUAAACUGAAGGAUGUUGGAAACAUGAUCUUGAGGCCGUUUGGACUUUCCACCAACAACUUCCAGGUGAACCAGGAUCAGUCGGGAUUGUACUCGAUCAACUUCGUCCAAAACCCACACAGGUGAUGUCAUCAUGAUGUCAGCGCCCACCCUGAUGUCAUCAUGAUGUCAGCGCCCACCCUGAUGUCAUCAUGAUGUCACCACCCACCCUGAUGUCAUCAUGAUG